Messenger RNA from Penaeus indicus, 4614 nucleotides. Its product is annotated as mucin-2-like. Bases 1 to 2967 code for a protein of 988 amino acids. Lineage: Eukaryota; Metazoa; Arthropoda; Malacostraca; Decapoda; Penaeidae. The record is from RefSeq and is a predicted model, not a curated record. The transcript has 4 exons.
AUGAAGUUCAUGACCUUUGUCUGGAUGUUCGUCUUCGGUUCUUUUGUUCUUGACUCUGUUCAUCUCCUCAAGAACAUGAACAAAUAUACUUUAUCCAGAUCAUUUUUAUGUCCAUGUUAUGAAAAUGCACAGAGCCCAGAGUAUAUCGACAAGCAAAUGGCGUCGUGGCGUUCGGUAGCGGUGCUGCUGGUGGCGGCCGCGGCGGCGACGGCGACGGAGGGCCCGGCCGAAUCGGCGGUGGAGCGGCCGACGGCGGCGGCGGCGAUGACGGCAGCAGGAAAGAGAGGAGAACCCACUGUAAAGGCCAGCCGGAUGAAGAGGAGUCUGCAGUACGAUUUUGACGGCUGGUAUCCCCUAGACGUCAGCAACCCGAUGGCUGACGAUCCCACGGUCGGGUACCAGCCCCCGCCGCUCACGCAGGUCCACUUCAGCGCCGAACCGAUGGCCAAGAAGCCCAUGUACCCGGUGAGGCCCGAGAACCCGCCUGUGUUCGUCGUGCGGUCAGAGAAGGUACAGCCCGAGUACGACUCAGUUUACGGCACAGAGAACAUCGAGUACUUCCACAUCCAUCCGCAGACCAACAUCAUUCGAGCCUUCCGGUCUCCGUCGCAGAGUGUCGGGGCGAUUCGCUUCAUGUCUGCUCCACAGUUCGGGGAAGGCGAGGAGCAGGCAGAGACUCCUGGCUCUCCGAAGACAAGCGGCUCAGAGGACCGGAACGCCACUGACAAGGAGCUAGCGUUUGCCGAGCGAGCAGAUGACUUCGCGAAGGGAGAGGGAAGGAUUCAGUUUCCAGAAGGAGCAGCAUACGACGAUAACUACGAGGACGACAUGGAUGGGGCGUUCUCGGAGAUCCACCCGACGAUGGUCAGAGGUCGACCUGGCCACAUCUUCCAAUAUUCUUCAGGGGACUAUGAAGAAAGACCUAGCGUGAUACGUCGACAGGAUUAUACAGGAAAUCGAGAGGUCGACAGGACGAGAUCCAGAGUGGCUCUGUACGAGCUGUUGGGUAAUCAAAAUCCGGAGUCCCAGAUCGAAGAGGCUCCUUACCUAGGCUCUGCCACAGAUUCCGCGGGAGCAUCAAACAUCCGCAAAGUCCUGCCACCAACCUUUUUCAGAAACCUGCCCAACCGUCGCCCCAGCACCACAAGAACCAGCUCCGGCCGAACGCCUACAAGGAGAGGUGGGAUCGACUACGAUGAAGUCUCCCCGAGCUCGACCCGGUCGUGGUUCCUCAUCGAAACGCGAUCUGAGAGACCAAACAAAAAGCGGGAGCCAUCCAUAGCCUCGUACAUUCACCCCGAGACCCACACGAGUGAUGAAAAGAUCCACUACAAACCUUACGGGCCCGUCUCCUAUGUCCCUAGGGGGGUGAAGAGAGGCGAACACAUCCACAAUCCUCACUUGGACGACCACAUGAAUUCCUACAAGCCCAGCACUAGUCUCACCGCCAACAGUCUCUCGGAACUCCUUCAGAUAUUCCGCUACACCCAAGUGACGGACUCGCCCAGGGUGAGGGGCGCCACUGAUAACCCUGUGACCCUGAGGGAGUUCAGAUACACUCGGCCGACCGAGGAGCCUCCGACAACCCCGUCGACCUUCUUCCCGAGCAGCCUGAGGUACACCACGCCUCCAGCCUCUGCAGACGAGCCCUCGACAGAGACCGCGGUCACGGAGAAGGAGCAGGGCAAUUUCUUCGACGCCGUGGCCGACACGAAUUCCCUCGACGGGUACCUCUUCUCAGACUCGGAAGCCAGUCCUGAGUACGCCCGCCCGCAGUUGCGCCCCAACGUCGUCAUCAUUGAGGGCAAGGACUCGCAUGAGUCAAAGGGCGUCGUCAGAGAGAGUUCGACGGUGAGGGUUGUCAGCUCCUCUUCCGCCACCUCUAGGCCCGCUCCGAUUGCCGAAAGACUGCCUGAAAAGACAAACUUUGAGGAUCUGGAAGUGAUCUUCACUGGUUCCAAAUCCUUGUCGUCGCCUCUUUAUAUCAUUCACCAAGGACAUUCUAAGGUCAGGGUCUUUGGCAUCAAUUCCGCUGAAGAUAAGUCUCAGGACGACUUUGAUUUUAAUGAUCAGGUGAUCUUCUCAACCUACAAUCCUACGUCGUUGGAGAACACCACCUCCACCAGCUCUUCCACCUCCAACACUACCUCCUCCACCUCUACCACCACCUCCUCUACCACUACCUCCUCUACCACUACCUCCUCUACUCCCACUCAAACCACCAGCACAACCACGUCCACCACCAUGGAUAGCACCACCGGAACUCCCCCUACUGCAACUACCACCCUUUCCACCCUUUCCACCCUUCCCACCCUUUCCACCCUUUCCACCACACCCUUUCUCGUAGAUGAAGGCACCGCCACCGAUGCAACCCCCACAGACACGACCCCCGAGCCCAGCACGCAGAUGGUAACAGAAUACGAGCUUUUACCCGUAGGCGACAAUGACGAGUAUGAAUAUUACUACUACGACGAUGGCGUUCUUCACGACAUGGCGGUCGGGGACGACUACCGCUCCGAAGGCGGCGUCAGGCCAACCCUCAAGCUGCCCAACCCCCCUCUGCCCCGGCCCAGUCGCGAAGCCCACGGAGCGCCAGUCAUCUCCUCUCCGCUGGACGCUCCAGGCUUCAGCGCCUACCCGAGCCCCGCAUCCUUCUCGUACCUCUUCCAGGAGCGGCUGCCGCACGUCGAACCCCUUCUGCCCCAACAAGGGGAGAGUGGCGGCGCCCCAGCCCAGGCCCUUGCCAAGGACACCCUCAGUGUGCCCAGAGCAGUCUUCUUCACUAAGAGACAGCCCGGCGGCCAAAGCACCCGAGACGACGUCCAGAUUUCGCACCCUUUCGAGUACCUCUCCGAGCUCUCCCACCUGGAGAAAGAGCUGAGGAAGCCCUUGCUGACGACGGCCGCGCCCUCGGCUCACAGCCCUCCGCAGAUGAAGAGAGUCACCUCAGGCCUAGCUGACGCGUGACUGCUGUUGUAGAAGGUUUGCUUAUGUAAAAUAUGUAUAACAAGUUAGCGAUAGCACACAGGAUUCUAGGAGAAAGAUGAUUUCCUGUAAGAGGAAGGACAGGCAUGUGUGAGGGGAAUGCUAGGACCUCCUUCAUCAUAGCAGACUAUUGCAUUAUAUUCUCUGAAAUCAAGCAGAAAGCAUCAGGAUUCCUAUUUAUUUCUUAUGUUGGCCUUUCUGCUGGAUACAAAUCACAAAGCUGGAAACUAGGUUUUAUCCAAAUAAAAAAAAUCUUUGUCCAACCUAUCUCUAAUAUGCUUUUAAGCCUAUGUUUAAAAAGUGUAAAAAGAGGUACAUGUCAUUCCAGAAUCUUCACUGUGAGUGUCCUCUGUAAUAGUUUUUCUUUCAUGAAAGUGUUCUGUCAGCGUGUGACACUGCUAACCUGUUUACACAUCAAAUUCUUGUCAUUCUCUGUAAAUCAACAAUAGGUUAAGUUCUUGUGUAUUACUUUAGUAAAAACUGUAAACUUGACAAUCAGGAGGCUAUUAUCCAGUGGUUAAAGAAAUAAGGUGAACGGAACAAACAAAAAAAUCUGAUUUUCUCUCCAUAAUCAAUUCAGGAACAUUGUGUCUAAUUCAGCAAAUUUCUAAAAUUUUCAGGAACUUAUUCAAUUUUGAGUUUGUAGAUACUGUCGUAGCACAAAAUUGAGCAGUCUCUCAUCAGUACAAGAAGCCAUCCACCUCAUCCACUGGUAAUGUCAAUCAGUAUCAACAGAUUAUCUUUUUUUAAUUCAUUUGUUGACUGGCCUUUGUGUGUCUGUAUUUAUGUUCUAUUGGUUAACAAUUUAAUCACAAUGUCUACAGUGUACGUUAUAAGAAAAUAUGAUUCUAACGAACCUCAAAACUAGUAGUCUUUGUAAUGUUAAGAAACUUCAUUUGUAUUAUCAUGACAUCCCUGUACUAUACAAGGUCAGCACUGUUAUUUAUUCACAUACUGAUCUGAUCCAUACUGCAAAGUAGGCGUCCGAGUGAUGUCAGAUUGAUAAAAAAACAAAAGGAAAACUUACCUUUCGUUUCUUCCCUCUUCCUUGGGAGAUACACACCUCUCAAUUGUUCAUAUAAGUUUUAUUUCUAUAUGUGUUUAUCUUAUUUUUCUUCAAUUGAAUCUAUUUUCCUCCGUUGUUCCUUCAAGCUCAAAAAUAUUAAAAAAGAAAAUAACAUUGGGCUUUACCACUGGACCUGUGUUGUAGCAUGUCCUUUGGUCUGCCCAAGCUCAAGCAACCACACAAUUCACUCAGAAAGCAGUGGUUGUUCGUUACUUCUCUGACAACGCACUCUGACAUUAUGCCAUUUACAAAACGGUAUCUGAGCGGACUCAAAGGGAAAGCCAUUAAUGCUGUAUAAUUUGUACAUACAUCUCACUGUAGAAGUGUCUUUAAAUAUAACUAGGUUGAAUGCCUUUCAUCUUGAUAUCAUAAUUAUAAUAAUAAUUGAUAUUAUUAUUACUAUUCCUAUUAUUAUUAUUAUUAUUAUUAUUAUCAUUAUUAUUAUUAGAUUAUCUUCUCUCUACUGAACAUUUCAUAACUUGUGUCCUUCACCUGUAUAUUAAUAUGUUACUGUUAGGUGUUUAUUGUUAGUAUAAAUUUUAUCCUGUUUACAUAAUGAAAUA